AGGGGGGGCAGAAUAAUGGCGGCGACGGGACAGGAGGCAGUCGACAUGGAGAGCAUUUCACGAGCACCUCCGUCAGCGCUUCAGUUCAGGCCCGAUACCGCCGGUAGCGGAGAGGAUCCCGGACACGGAGAGGCGCGAGACAAUGUAGCGCGCGCGCCGAGAAGAUCCACCAACAACAAUGAUGGUGGAGUGGAAACGGCGGAGGAGGCUACAGAGCCGGCCGAGCCCGACAUCAAUGAGCUGUGCAAGGAUAUGUUCGAAAAGAUGGCAGUUUUUCUGCAAGGAGAACUCACAGCCACUUGUGAGGAUUAUAAACUCCUAGAGAAUAUGAACAAGCUCACCAGCCUGAAGUACAUGGAGAUGAAGGACAUUUCGAUCAACAUCAGCCGUAACUUGCAAGACCUCAACCAGAAGUAUGCAAGCUUGCAACCAUACCUAGACCAGAUAAACCAGAUCGAGGAACAAGUCACAGCGCUGGAGCAGGCUGCGUAUAAACUGGACACGUACUCCAAAAAACUAGAGGCCAAGUUUAAGAAACUGGAGAAGCGCUGAGACGCGUGAGGAAAGACGGAGGCCCAGUAAAAUCUUCAGCUCAGAUCAGCCCUUGCUUGCUUCAUUCCGGAGGCUCCGCAGGCUCCAACUAAGCUGCCUCUUGCCAUGUUAGUUGGUUUGCAAUAGGAUCCAGAGACGCACCUUUAGGUUUCUUUUUGGAUGCACACAUUUUUCGAAUUAGUUCCUGAUUGCGGGAAAGACUCCAUGAAGCUUGUGCGCUGGUUUAUAGAAACUAAACUUAUAUAAACCACUCUGGACUUUAGUGUUCAACACGAGUCCUGUAUCCAUGCCCAAUAAUCUUAGAGCUGAUGUACUGAAGGGGAACACGCUGCGUUUAAGUUGUGUGCACGUGGAUGCAUGUGUGUAAACCUGAUGGAACUGUGUGAUGAAUGAUUAAGCACUGUAAUUAACUUUUGGAGGUUAGAAAGAAUGACUUAAUAAUGUCUGAUUUUCUCUAUAUGGUACUAAAAUCCCUUUUUACUAUUAUUAUUAUUAUUAUGGAUGACUGGAAAUGCAAAUAUUUCUAUAAAUGUUUAAUCAUCUUUUUGUUUGUUUUUUGAUUUUUUUCAGAAACAUUGUUAUUGUGUUUGGGAAGUUUGUUAAAAGUGAUUACUAUAAAGGCAUUUCCUGAA
Messenger RNA from Clarias gariepinus (North African catfish), 1184 nucleotides. It is a transcript of the gene bloc1s2, whose product is annotated as biogenesis of lysosomal organelles complex-1, subunit 2. The transcript has 5 exons. Gene Ontology annotation, molecular function: gamma-tubulin binding. Gene Ontology annotation, cellular component: BLOC-1 complex; gamma-tubulin complex; BORC complex. The coding region runs from base 16 to 552 and encodes 178 amino acids. The record is from RefSeq and is a predicted model, not a curated record. Gene Ontology annotation, biological process: endosomal transport; lysosome localization. NCBI's taxonomy places the organism in Eukaryota, Metazoa, Chordata, Actinopteri, Siluriformes, Clariidae.